Molecule: messenger RNA, 2346 nt
Organism: Trichoderma asperellum CBS 433.97
Lineage: Eukaryota; Fungi; Ascomycota; Sordariomycetes; Hypocreales; Hypocreaceae
Biological process (GO): transmembrane transport
Cellular component (GO): plasma membrane
Molecular function (GO): transmembrane transporter activity
Source: RefSeq, a predicted model, not a curated record
CCGAGAUCUCUCUCGGCCGGUUGGGCUACGGAGCUCGUCUGGCUUGUAAGUCAUGGCCGGCCACCUAGUUACGGUACCGAAACACGAUGGCAGAAUCAGAAGCUUUCGUUCUUGUCCGUCAUAUUUACCAAAUGCUAGAAACAUGACCGGAAUGGGACGCCAUGGCGCCGGGCCGCGUACCCAGCAGCCGUUGACAAUUUAAACCCCCUUUCUCUUGCUCAUAAACGUCUUCUUCUAAGUCUGCCUUCUGGAAUUGUUGGCCGUCAAACCGAGACAAUCGUCGAAUAUUCAAAAACAAACAAACAGUCGUCUGCUCAAAUCUCAACUGUUGUGAAGCAUUCGAUACAAGGCCAAACCUCUUCACAAUGCCUUUCUUCGACGAGAAGGCUGCGUCACCAGAGGCAACAUCUCCUAUCGAUCACCCUGGAUUUUCCACAUCUUCAUCCGAGAAUUUCAAGAACUUCGACGCCCAUGUCGACGAGAAAUCCGAACCAGCGCAUGAACCAGCCUCCGCAGCUUCACAGCCAGCAAACGAGGAUGGCACCGAGAUAGCGGCAGCACCUCAGGGCACAGCCCCCGACAGCCCAGAAGCAAACUACAACCCGAAAUCUCUAAAGUUCUGGCUCAUCUUGCUAUCUGCUUUUGUGUCCAUGUUCCUCGUCGCCUUGGAUCGGACCAUCAUCUCCACCGCAAUUCCCACAAUCACCGAUGACUUCAAGAGCUUGGGCGACAUUGGAUGGUAUGGAUCGGCCUAUAUGCUUUCUACAGCUGCCUUUCAGCUGGUCUGGGGACGUAUUUACCGCUUCUACGAUUUACGAUAUACCUUUUUAUCCUGCAUCAUCAUCUUUGAGAUAGGUUCUGCGGUAUGUGGCGCCGCGCCAAGUUCACCCGUCUUCAUUAUUGGUCGAGCAAUCGCAGGUGUAGGUUCUGCGGGAAUCACCACAGGAUCGAUGCUGGUUACAAUUCCACUGAUCCCCCUGGCAAAGCGUCCUAUGUUUCAAGCCAUGUUCGGUCUGGUAUUUGGUAUUGCCAGUGUUUCUGGUCCCCUCAUAGGCGGAGCUCUCACCGAACGCGCAACAUGGCGAUGGUGCUUCUACCUGAACCUCCCCGUCGGAGCCGUCGCCUUCGUUUUCAUGUUCCUCUUCUUAAGAAUGCCCAAGAAGCCCCAGCCGCCUGCUUCCGUCAGCGAACAGAUUCUCCGCCUCGACCCCUUUGGCACAUUCUUCUUCAUACCUUCAAUCGUGUCUCUCCUGCUUGCGCUGCAGUGGGGAGGAUCGACAUAUUCAUGGAAUAGCUGGCGUAUCAUUCUUCUCUUCAUCAUGUUUGGGCUGUGUGCCAUAGCGUUUGCUGCAGUUCAAAUUUUGAUGCCCAAGACGGCGUCGCUGCCUCCAAAGGUUAUUACGCAGAGGACCAUGCUCUCCGGGACGUUUUUUAUGAUAUUCACUGCUGGUGCGAUGAUGCUUUGUGUUUACUACAUACCGCUAUGGUUUCAAACCACGCAUGGCAUUAAUCCGGUCAAGUCGGGUAUAUACACUCUUCCGCUUGUUCUCAGUCUUGUGGUGGCAUCCAUCGUUUCAGGCUUCGUCACCCAAAAGUCCGGAUACUAUUCCCCAUCCCUGAUCAUUGGCCCAUGCAUCAUGGCCGUCGGCGAAGGCCUCUUAUCCACAUUCACACCGGAUACCCCAUCUUCUCACUGGAUCGGCUAUCAAUUCCUCACUGGAUUUGGCCUAGGGUUUGGCUUCCAGACCAUCAAUCUGGCUAUCCAAACAGUACUGCCCAAGGAGGAGAUUCCGACAGGCGUUGCAAUCAUCUUCUUUGCGCAGCAGCUUGGAGGUGCCAUCUUCGUUUCUGUUGGCCAGACAAUCCUCAGCACCUUGCUCGUCUCUCACCUCUCAGACAUCCCAGGCCUAGACCCCAUGAUGAUUGUGAAGACCGGCGCAACCGAGCUCGCAAGAGUUGUUCCUUCGGAAUUUCUGUCAGCUGUAAUUAAUGCGUACAAUUAUGCCUGCACGAGAAUCUUCCUUGCUGCAGUAGCACUGACUUGCGCUUCGCUGCUCUGCGCGCUUGGUGUUGAGUUUAGAAGUAUCAAGAAACCCAAGAAUCAGAAUCAGAAUCAGGAGACAAAGGCAUAAUCAAUAAAAGGCGUUUGUAGUCAAUUAAAGAAUAGGUUCAAUUCAAGGCGCGUUCGGGGGCACAAAAACAAAAGUUGAAUUAAUUGCUAGAUUUGAACUAGCUAAUGUAUAAUUUAGAUGCUUUCACUCUCUGCUCUACAUAGUUAUCGUUCUCUUUUCCUAGAUAUUCAUCCAAUGUUCUCUUAAAUAAUGUCUGUACCAUCUCAUAACACGC